Messenger RNA from Olea europaea var. sylvestris, 1194 nucleotides. RefSeq names its product ethylene-responsive transcription factor ERF011-like. The transcript has a single exon. The record is from RefSeq and is a predicted model, not a curated record. Bases 552 to 1046 code for a protein of 164 amino acids. Gene Ontology annotation, biological process: regulation of DNA-templated transcription. Gene Ontology annotation, molecular function: DNA binding; DNA-binding transcription factor activity. Lineage: Eukaryota; Viridiplantae; Streptophyta; Magnoliopsida; Lamiales; Oleaceae.
UCCUGCAACUAUAUUUUGAUCUUUGCCCUUUUCACUCUUCGAGCCAAACAAAGGUUUGGCAAUUUGCAUCGGACGGAGAGAGAAUAUAAAAGCAUUUAUGCCUGCAAGCUAUCAUAUUCAUAUACAAACAUGGCGGCCAAUUACUAAAUUUUUUUAUUGCGAGGUAACGCCGACUUCCUUUUUUCUCUGUCCUUCUCUCAAGAUAAAGAAGAAAAAAAGGGGCGAUGACGUUAUAAAUAUAGAUCGAACAAAUCUACAAGUAUUUGGAGAGAGAGAGAGAGUUGUGGGUCGAGAGAGAGAGAGUUUGUCGGUGUUUGAUUUCCUCGUGAAAUUGCUUUCGAGAAUAACAACGUGGCUGCAAACCCAGAUGAUAAGAGCCUUAAUACGCAGGCUGUUUGUUGAAGCAACGUCACAAUUGCACCACCUCACUUCUCUGCGCAUGCUUCUCGUUUCUCUCUCUGUUGUUUCUUAAAUACUUCGUCCUAUUUAUUCAAUUACACACAAUCAACCUCCUAUUAUAAUUUACAGAGAAAUUUGGAGAGAGGAGAGAAAUGGAGGGCUGUGGUGCUGCAGUUGAUGCUGGUGCUGUGGGAAACCGCCGUGUGAGGGCGGCGGCAGGGACUAGGAGGAGGAGCCAGAAGCCGUACAAAGGCAUAAGGAUGCGCAAGUGGGGAAAGUGGGUUGCGGAAAUUAGAGAGCCUAAUAAAAGAUCAAGAAUCUGGUUGGGAUCUUACUCCACGGCUGAGGCGGCGGCUAGAGCCUAUGACACGGCGGUGUACUAUCUCCGUGGCCCCACCGCCAAACUCAACUUCCCCGAUGAAAUCUCUGCCGUAGAACCCAAAGACCUCUCCGCAGCGGCUAUAAGGGCCAAGGCGGCGGAAGUCGGCGCCCGAGUUGAUGCACUCUAUACUAACAAUUUCUCAGCAGGUGGUGGAUUUGGCCAAGAAGAGCAUGCAAACAGAUCCCUCAAACCUUCUUGGUUUCAAGAGAUUGUUGACCUCAACAAGAAGCCCGAGCCCGAAGAUUCAGAUGUUGAUUCUUGGUGAAGUUGAUGAUAGAGAAUCAACUAGAAAUAUAUUUUUUUUUUUAUCGUUUCUCCUUUUUAUCUCUGGGCUGUGUACUGGUUAAAAAACAUAAAAGAACCCCCAAUCGUAGUUUUGUUUAAUACUAAGGUAAAUAUUUAGCUUUUCCUAA